This is a messenger RNA of Asparagus officinalis (garden asparagus), 2526 nucleotides long. RefSeq names its product proteinaceous RNase P 1, chloroplastic/mitochondrial-like. The transcript is spliced from 7 exons. The record is from RefSeq and is a predicted model, not a curated record. Bases 142 to 2454 code for a protein of 770 amino acids. Lineage: Eukaryota; Viridiplantae; Streptophyta; Magnoliopsida; Asparagales; Asparagaceae. Gene Ontology annotation, molecular function: protein binding; ribonuclease P activity. Gene Ontology annotation, biological process: tRNA 5'-leader removal.
AUCCUCCCCAUCCUUAACCUCUCUGUUCUUCUUCCACCUGUCUCCUUGCUCCUCAGUAAAUGGAGGGAGUGGGACUGAAGCCCAAGGCUCAAGCUGAACCCUCCACGCUGCUCUCAGUGGAAAAGCCCCACUAACGAAUCAAUGGCUUCUCCAAUCCUCUCACCUCUCAGAGCCUUCGAACUCCAUAGCUUCUUCUUCUCUCCCUUCUCUCUUCUGCUAAGCCCCCAUGCAAUCAACAUAUCUGACAAAGUUCCUCAGAGAGACCCUAUCCCUUUGCGUUCUUCUCUGAACUCUCCCCAUUUGGUCUCUAAUGAGAGAAACCCACCUCAUAGAAAGCAGAGGAAGAAUGGGUCUCCUCAAAUGGGUCACUCUAGAUUAUCUUCUUCAGAGUCUAGAAAUGGAAACAAAAGGGCAGAUUCUGUGGCUGUUGACAGUUAUGAGAGAAACCCAUCUCAUUAUAAAGAUAGGAAGCGGAGGAUUGGCUCUCCACAGAUGGGUCACUCUGGGUUUUCUUCUUCUUCUUCUACUUCUUCUUCGAAGUCUAGAAAUGAAGACAAAAGGGUAGACUCUGAUAAGAAGAAGAGUAGUAAGAAAUCUAAGAAGACUAAGGUUGGUUCCGAGGAGGUUGGGUUUAGAGUUAAGCUUGAUAUGUGCUCAAAGGGUGGGGAUGUGAUGGGUGCUAUUUCACUGUAUGAUUCAGCAUUGGAGGAAGGUAUCAAGCUUGGGCAGUAUCAUUAUAAUGUGCUACUUUAUCUCUGUUCUUCAGCUGCCAUCGGAGUCAUCCACCCCGCAAAGAGCGGAAGCAGUGCCAGUGGAAGUAAUGGUUACGAUAGAGAUUACUCGAGCGAUGAGGAUUCGGAUAAUGGGCUGAGUUCAAAAUCUCAGCUUUCAGCUCCAGUGAAUGGUAGUAUUAGUUCUUCAAUCCAUGUAAGCGAUGAUGUUCGAGUCUAUGCGAGAGCUAGAGGGCUUGAGAUCUACGAACACAUGCGAUCACAGAAUAUCCUGAUGAGUGAAGCAGCAUUAACCUCAGUUGCUCGAAUUGCAAUGUCUAUGGGUAAUGGAGACAUGGCUUUUGAAAUGGUAAAACAAAUGAAGGAAUUGGGUAUAACCCCGAGAUUGAGAUCUUAUGGUCCGUCUAUAUUUGCCUUUUGCAAUAAUGGUGAUGUUGAUAAAGCAUUUGAGGUGGAAAAGGACAUGUUAGAGUCUGGAGUCUCUAUCGAAGAGCCUGAAUUGAGAGCACUUCUGAAAGCAAGUUCAAAUGCUCGUAAAGGAGGAAAUGUUUACUACGUAAUGCAUAAGCUAAGGACUAAUGUGAGACAAGUAUCUCCAUUGACUGCAGAUUUGAUUGAGGAUUGGUUUAAGAGCUCAACUGCUUCAAGAGUAGGAAAGAGGAAAUUUGAUGAAAGCAUGGUAAAAAAAGCUAUGGAGAAUGGCGGAGGGGGUUGGCAUGGACUGGGUUGGUUGGGUAAAGGAAAAUGGGAAGUUUUACGUACUAAUGUUGAUGACCAUGGUGUUUGUAUGGGUUGUGGUGAGAAAUUGGUUACUAUAGAUCUUGAUCCAAUUGAAACCGAGAACUUUGCUGCGUCGGUAGCAUCUAUAGCCAGUAAGAGGGAAAGAAACUCAAGCUUUCAGAAAUUCCAAAGAUGGUUGGACUACUACGGCCCAUUUGAAGCUGUUGUUGAUGCUGCAAAUGUCGGUCUUUUUAGCCAGAGGCAAUUUUCGUUAAUUAAGGUUAAUGCAGUAGUAAAUGCCAUUAGACAGAAACUUCCAACAAGGAAAUGGCCUCUGAUCAUAGUGCAUAAUAGGCGAUUGCUAGGACGCAAGAUGGGUCAACCCUUAAAUGAGAAACUAAUUGAGAAAUGGAAAAAUGCAGAUGCUAUUUAUGCAACUCCAACGGGAUCAAAUGAUGACUGGUACUGGUUGUAUGCAGCUAUAAAAUGCAAAAGCUUGAUAGUUACCAAUGAUGAGAUGAGAGACCAUGUCUUCCAGAUCUUAGGAAAUGAUUUCUUCCCCAAAUGGAAAGAAAGACAUCAGGUGCAUUUCAGCUUCCGUGAUGGCAGUUUUGAGUUUCAUAUGCCCCCUCCCUGCUCUGUUGUGAUUCAGGAAUCAGAGAAAGGCCAUUGGCACAUUCCUAUUUCAGAAGAACAUGGAUCAAGUCAAGAGAGGACCUGGUUAUGUGUCACACGUGUGAGAUCACAUGUGGCCUCCCAAGAUUCAUCGAUUCCUCUUGAAGAAGCACGUCGAGAGAAAGAGACGAAGAGAAGUGCUUCAGAUGCCCAAUAUAGCAGCGGUCCGAGGCGAAUAUCCCACUCUUCGAAGCCCCGAAAUAAGAGAUUCAUUGGAGAAUGUCACAAGCCUCCAGCCUACAUCAAAUCUCCAAAUUUUCAUACAAUUCUUAGUGAUAUUGAGGCUGCAGAAAAAAUUGCAGGCUGUGUUAUAGACUUCCAAAUUUAACAGCGACCACACAGAUAAAAUUCCAAGGGAAAAUUAAUGGACAUGUUUCAUCUGAUAAUUCUUUUCUUCUUC